Amoebophrya sp. A120 is the source of this 641-nucleotide messenger RNA. The record is from the annotation of a GenBank genome assembly. NCBI's taxonomy places the organism in Eukaryota, Dinophyceae, Syndiniales, Amoebophryaceae.
GACGCCGGAUCGACCGCCGGGUGUCGUUUGUGGUGGAGAGUCCGCGGUCCAUGAUUUCGACGACGCCCAUGCCGAGUCACCCACUGAACUCCGUGCUCAGCGAUCGCAGCUCCGGUAGCGCGCGGGGAGCCGGAACCGGUCCGCAGCAGCAGGUAUCCAUUCCCAGUACGAGCACUCUGGUACCGCCACCGUCUCCAGGGACGGCAGGCGCGCCGUCGCGUAACUACACUGCGGCUGGAUCAUCGGUCUUUGGUUCUGCUGCGCCGCUGCAGGAGGGCGGAAAUUCGACCGUAGGAACUGGCUCCAUGACGAAACCAGGCGCCCAGUUGGUCAGGGACACAAGUGACGACAGUGCUGCAAGCGGUUUCCUCCUCGAACCAUCGAUGGUGCUGUCACCCGACCACGUUGUCGGCAGCCGCAACUCAGCGUCUGUCAUGCCGCCGCAGGGCCAGCAACCCUUUUCGGUUUCCUCGUUCGCUCGCGAGCCCCUUGAGCUGGAUCAGGCAGGUGAUCCGGCCACGACGGAACGACAGCCCGAGCCCGGCACAGAGCGGCACCAGGAAAGUCUGUUGCACAGUAAGAUUGCUUCCAGCAUGCUGCGGUCCUUUGGGUCGAAGCGGGUUCUGCGGCGAUCGUCCGGG